CUCGCAGUGUUGAGUUCUGAAGGCUAGCCUAGUGUUGUUGAGAGUUGUGCAUGCUACACAUUCACUACACACAGGCACCCAGUUCUCAUAGAAUGGUGGCUCAUAGUUGUGAUUAAAGUGUGUUCGUGUAGGCUUGAGGAUUAUGUCUUCUAAUUGCUCAUGUUUCUUUUCACCCAAAUAGAGGAAAGGAAAAGAAAAGAACAUGACGACAAUGACGAAUCGAUUGAAUCCCGUCCUUUUUGGCGUUUGUCAGAUUGUGGUCGUGUUUCAUCUUCUUCAGGGAGCCCUUGGCAGCAGAUCCGAUGCCAAUGAAGCUUCCUUCUACGGGGAGAGUUACGUGUUCACGCCGGUGCGCGAGGCGAGCAGCUCCAACUCCGUGUCGCUCCAGUUCCGCUCGCACCGGCCACAGGGCCUACUCCUGCUGGCCGCUGGGCAGACAGACUACGUGGUGGUCCAGCUCAACGCGGGGAUAGUCGAGACGCGCGUCAACCUGGGCUCUGGCGAGGCCGUGACGUUCUCGGCCCGCGGGGUCCGCCUAGACGACUCACGCUGGCAUGAGGUGCUGGUCAACCGGACACUGGACACCGUCUAUCUGGCGGUGGACGGGAUUGACGCAGGUCAGGCCACCACGCCAGGGACAUAUCAUGAUCUCAACAUAGACCUCGGUGUGCUGCUGGGGGGCACAGGGAAUUUAAAGGAAGAGUUCUACAGAGGGGCUAAAUCCUUUAGGGGCUGUCUCAGGAGUGUCUUCUUCAACGGCCACGAUAUCCUGAAGGAAGCAAAAGAGCUGAAGAGUGCCCAGAAUGCCUUUCAGGUGGCCUGGCACUGUGACGAUGAAUUCACUGCUUCGUCAAAUUCGCCCAUAAGCCUUUCCUCUGAUACGUCUUUUGUUGCGUUUCCUCACUUAAGAAUUUAUCCUCAGUCAGAUGGUGGAGUUUUCUCUUGUGAAGUAAAAACCCGAUCACCAGAUGCCGUGAUUUUGUUCAAUUCUGGUCAAGGUGCAGCAUGGGAAGAUUUCAUAGCUGUAGAAUUAGUGGAUGGCAGGCCAAAGUUGUCUAUAGACAAAGGUAGUGGGGUGAUAGAGGUGUGGCUGGACUAUCCGGUGAGUGAUGGCAAGUGGCACAAGCUGGAGGUGAGUGUGUCAGAGACUGUCGCUGAACUGCAGAUAGACACCGAGAAGAACUUGACCAGGUUUCAUCUGGGAGGCCAGAACUACUUAAACUUGGCUGGUCAUGUAUACCUUGGAGGUGUUGGCUUUAAAACAAGAUCUCAUGCCAUCAGGUUAGGCUUGGUGUCCCUGCUUGGGAAGUCAGCGAUGAAGGGUUCCAUGGUUGGCUGUCUGAGAAAUAUCAUGAUGAAUUCCCGUACUUUUGGCUUCCACCAGAUUGAGGUGUCUCGUCUCAUAGACCCAGAUUGUGCCUGGGAGUUCCCUUGUUCACAAGACCCGUGUCUGCCUGGUGCCCAGUGCACAGAACUAGAGGGAACUGAUUUCAGGUGUGACUGUGGAGAACAAGUAUGUGUUAAGGAUACAUUCCGCUCAGAUUUUGACGACUGGAAUGAGGAUACGAGAGGCAUCGUUUCUGUCAGUGAAUUGAAAGUGGUGAAAGGUGGUGUUGUGGUCAUCAACCAGGAAGUGAUCCAGCUCAACAGGGCUCUGUUCAGCAAUGGACUGACAGAGGAGCAUGUUGUGUUCACAGUGAAAGACAGGCCAAAGAGUGGUUCAAUAGAAAUAAAAAAUAGCAGAGGCAGUCAUAGUGCAAACACAUUUACUCUGAGAGAACUUACUAGUAACUCUAUUGUGUACAGACAUUACGGUGGUGAAGAAGAGAUUGACAGCUUUACUAUUGAAUUGACUUUUAACUCUUUGCUUCAUAGGCAAGAAGCAAAGCUGAAAGACAAGUAUGAGUUUGUUGUGCCUGUGAGAGUACAGGCACCUAAAAGUAGUAACUUAGAAGUGGUUCUAAGUUAUGGUAAUAUUAUUUCGGUGACACCUGGUGCUAAGAUUAGGAUUACACCAGCCAUUCUCAAUGUCCCCUCAUCUGACAUUGAUAGUUCCAAACUCAGAUUCGUCAUCAACUACCUACGUCAGGCCAGGAGCAUGUUUGAGAGGUCUGAUGAACCCAAAAUAUCUGUGACAUCCUUCACACUGAAGGACGUUCAAGAUGGAUACAUCUGGUUUCAGCAUAAUGGGGAUAGAAUCGUAUACACAAAGGUCAAUGUCACUGAUGGCGUUUCUGUCAGUGAAUCAGCCGACUUUCGUUUUAAAGAGGAAGAGCUGCAGGUGAGCAUAGCUAACAACACGGGUAUCACUCUAAGCUAUGGGAGUCACAGGCUUAUCACAAACUUUAACCUCAGUGCUGUCACUAACGCUCCUCUGGAAGACAUAGAGCUGAGGUACCACAUCACUAAACCUCCUGCUUACGGCACCCUACAGCGCAUGGAGCAUCAGUCCUCUAAGUGGGUAGAUGUUGAGACAUUCAGUCAAAGGCAUCUCAAUUCAGGCAGAAUUCGCUACCUACAUUUACCAAGUUCAAAGAUUUCUAACUAUGAUAAUUUCAAAUUUGAAGUAUCUGCCCAAGAUGUCAAGAAAGAAUCUUUGGGCUUCCAGAUUCAGUUCAAAACGGUUGUCCUCAGUGUAGAGCACAGCUCCAAUCUAGUUUUGUCAAAGACAUCUUUUGGGAAGUUCUCAAACACCUCACUGUCUGUGAUUUCCAAUGCAGAAAAUCUGGAUUUUCAGAAGAUUGUUUACAUGAUGUUACGACCUCCUCAGAAAGGAGAUCUAUAUUUGAUCCCUCAGGACGUCACCAACCCAGUGAUCUUUUCUCAGGUUUCCCCGCUCAAAACUGAUGACAAUUUCACCCAACAGGAUGUGAACAAUGGUCAUGUCUAUUACAAGUUCAACAAACCAGGGUUUGAGAAGGUUAAUGAUUUUGCAGAUCUCCAGGCAGCGUAUUACGGCUUUAUCAUCAUGGUGCGCCCUAGGAUAUUGUACACCCCCGAAUCGAGCACCUCUGUCCAGAUGGUGAACAAUGGGCUGCUGGGAGUGCCAGAAGGUGGAAGUGCACUGAUCACAGAGCGCGAUUUGUCUGUGAAGAUGGACAAGUUUAAAAGAUUCACUCUCUCAAUCAUCAACUAUCCAAGCCAUGGGCACAUUGAAAUUGUGAAUCCAGAUACAGGAAAAAUUGAGCGUGGAAAUGCUUCUUUUUUCACUAUGUCAGAAAUCAGUGCCAAAAAAGUUUUGUAUAAGCAUGACGAUUCUGAAAAUCAAAGUGACUUUUUUACAUUUUCUUCUAGUAUUGUUUUCGAUGAUUCUCAGUCCAGCCUGCCUGAUGAGAUUCAGGAGUUUUCUGGGACUUUUCAUAUAGCAAUGAAAAUGAUUAAUGACAAUGCCCCGGUGAGAUCUGUCAGCAAGAUAUUUAAAGUAGCCAGUGGUCAGAGUAAAGUGUUGAGCAUUAAAGAUCUAGCAUUCACUGACCCAGACAUAGACUUUGAUGAUUCUUUACUUAGCUACCAUCGACAGCCUAUACCUAAUGGUGACAUUAUCAAUGCAGGUACCAAGGUAUCUGUCUACAACUUCACACAGAGUGAUCUUAUCAAAGGAAAUCUGAUAUUCCAGCAUAAAGGUAACAGUUACACUCGCACACCAAUCUCAGUCUCAGAUGGCCAGUUCAUUACUACAAGUAUAUUUGAAAUCCAGGCAUCGUCACCUUAUGUGAUGGCUGGCAAUAACACAGGUGUUACCGUUCUACAAGGGAAACUGGCUCUGAUAACACCCUACAACCUUAGCAUCGAGACCAACAUGGAUUUUGAUGAACAGGACGCGACAUUCCAACUUGUGCAAGAACCUGAGCAUGGCCAGCUGCGUGUCAGCGGUCGGCAGGUACUGAGAUUUUCGUACCGAGAUGUUCUCCGUGGUCUGGUGAGAUAUUGGCAUGAUGGCACUAUGGAAAUGGAUGAUAAGUUCACAUUCACUGUGAGCAUCAACUCAUUUAAGUCCCCUGUCACUACCUUCAAGAUCACAGUUGAGGUGGAGGGAGUCAAUGAACCCCCACAGAUCGUUCACAAUGGCCUAUUACGUGUGCUGGCCUACCAGACCAAAGCCAUUAGCAAAGAUAUCCUCCAGGUGUCCCACAAGGGAUAUGAGCCCUGGGAGAUUGAAUACAUUAUCACCAGACUUCCCCAAUAUGGACACCUCAUCAUUGGUGGGAAAACGGUCAAGCAGGGUGAAGCACCUGAGUUCAACCAGGCGGAUAUAAAUGCCGGACGUGUGCAGUAUGCCUCAGAGUCUCCCUCACAACUCUCGGACACAAUGGUCUUUGAUGUAGGCACAGACGUACAAAGUCUACGGCACAUAGAAUUUCUUAUAGAAAUCGUUCCUCUAACAUUACCGCAGAACAAAGCAAAUGCCACAGUCAUGGAGGGGGGCAGUAUUGUUCUAUUGAUGAAAACAUUGGCUUUGAAAGGCAGGCUGGCGCAAAACCGAGAAGUGAGGUUCACAGUGGAGAGAGCCCCGGUCCAUGGACGAGUUGUGCUCAGGUCAGGCAGUAGGGAUACACACGUCAGUAAGUUCUCAUACAGUGAUAUAUCCAGAGGAAGGGUCCAUUACGUUCAUGAUGGCAGCGAGAGCCUGUCGGAUGAGAUGGCCAUCAAAACAGAAGUGCCUGAUGCAAGUACUGUUAGCCAAGUAACGACCUUGUACCUGAAGGUCACCUCUGUAGAUGACCAACCACCACGCAUUGUGGUCAAUACUGGACUUGAUGUGUGGACUGGGUCAAUUACUCUUCUCACCAAUGAGCAUUUGCAGGCCUCCGACUCUGACUCUACUAGUAGCCAGGUUGAGUUUCGAGUGACGGCCCCCACCAAUGGUCACUUGGCCUUCCUGAACAACACCUUCAAGCAUAUCCUGAGAUUCACACAGAGGGACAUAGACAGUGGUCAGCUGGUAUUUGUUCACAAAGGUAAUGAAAAUGGGGAGUUCCAGUUUCAAGCCACAGAUGGAAGGAACAAAGAUGACUACAAAAUUUUCCGGAUUCGAGCUCGCCCUGUCCAGUUGUCUGUGAUGGUGAAUGAAACCGUGAAAGCCUUCCCCAGAACUUUAGAACUUAUCAGUAACCGGACGCUCCUGGUCAAGACGUCUGCUGAGAACUUCUCUCAGCCGAUUGUCUUCACUGUGGUUGAGCCACGCCCGAGAAAAGGCCGCUUGGUGACAGUGGUUGGUGCCCAAACUCUUGACAUCAACUCCUUUACCCAAGAAGAGGUAAAUGAGGGAAAAGUUUUCUUUCUUCCCACAAGUCACCCGAAGGACUGGAGUGAUGGAGAGGGGAUUUACUUUGAAAUAUCCACCACCUAUGCUCAGCCGCUAAAAAAGAAGAUGCUACAAAUCAGUAUUUCUUUUUCAAAUCUUCACCAAGGAAAUUACAGGCGCGUGUUGAAAGUCAUUGAGCCAGUGGUGGCUGAAGGUGAGCAGGUUACAAUAUCAGCUGACCUCUUUAACUCAUCAAAGAUGCUCGAGUCCUUGAAUGCCUACAAGGAAGACAUCAGAGUAGAAUUCUCCUUUGUUGCAUCUGUUCACAAUGGUUACUUGUGGUUCAGGGAUAUGACUGCGGAGAUGGGGGAUACCUUCACUCAAGAGGAUCUGAACAAGGGCUCCCUGGUUUACAAACAUGAUCACUCAGAUACAGUGUAUGACUGGUUCCAGUUUGGAGUGAUGAUGUUAGUGCCACGUUCUGUGUCAGAGGCCACAGCGUCCAUGUACCAAGUAUUUAACUUUACGGUGGACAUAGAGCCCUUGAAUGAUGCGCCUUUUGAACUCCUCACCAGACACCCAAAAAUUAUUGUCAAACAAGGGUCGGAAGUCACCUUGAAUAGCUUCAAUCUGAGUACAGUAGAUCUUGACACUGGCCCUGAAGGCAUUGUAUACAUCAUCUUAACUCAGCCGGACAAUGGAAUGUUUGUGAAAAAGUCUCAGCCGCUUGUACGGUUGACAGCAUUUACUCAAAAAGACAUUGAUGAUGGAGACAUUAUAUUCAAACAUGACGGUACACGCAAGGCUAGUAGCUCUAUGUACUUCAAGGUAUGGGAUACGGUGUUUGACCCUUGGUUUGCCAACAUGGACAUUUUUGUCACAGCUUUAGAAAUUGAGGUAGCUUCAGAUAGGAUGGUGCCUCUAAUUCAGGGUAGCCGCUCAGUAACUCUGUCUAGCCCGCACCUGAAGGUGACUACAAAUGGAGAUCCUGACACGCUUGUAUACAAAGUGAUUCAAGCUCCUCAGUUUGGCAAGCUCAGAAAGUCUGGUGUUCAAGUCACAGAUUUCACUCAACUGGAUUUGGAGUCUGGUGCAUUGGUGUACACUCAGAACACUGAUUCUCCGGGAGAGGACUUCUUUGUUUGCAACAUCGCCUUGCUUAACCAGGACUGUCACAAAGAUGCUGUGCAGUUUGAUAUCAUCAUGAAGCCAUUGGUGAGGCAGGGACCACUUCUGUCUUCUCCUGGAUCUCACGUGGCAAUCACACGUGCCAGCCUUGAUGCCAGCGAGUUGGCCCAGAUCACCAACGACAAUCCCCGCUUUGAAAUCUCUUCUCCGCCGGAACACGGCAAGAUCAUGAAGAAAAAUCGAAUGCGGAAAAGAUCAGUGGAUUCUCAGGAGAACUUUACCCCUGUGUCAGAGUUUACCUUUGAGGACGUUCUGUACACCAGGGUCUAUUAUGUUGCUAGUCAGGGUGGGGCGAAACAGGACAGCUUUAAGUACAAGCUAACAGCAGCAGGAGUGCCACCAGCAGAGGGGGAACUUGUCAUCCAGCUGGAGCCUCUAGAUGAUAAGGACCAAAUGGAAACUGAUAUCAGUGGGCAAGGGGAAGAGACCCCAAUUUCCCCUGAACAUGACUCUGAUGAUACCGGGGUUUCAGAACGAGGGGAUGAUGAUGAAGAGAAGGACAGUGCAGGUCAAGGCAAAGUCAGUGGCGCUUCUGUGGGCUCAGAUGACGGAAAUACUAACGUGAUUAUCAUCGCCACUGUGGUUUCUUUACUGACCAUUCUUGUUGUUGUCGUGGUCCUCGUGAUCUUGUUCCUGCGUCGGCGCAAGCAGAAGCGCUCGGGGUCCAUGGAGGAAGAGAAGCAGUACAAGCCACGCCCGUACAUCAGUGGACCAUUGCAGCUUGACCAACCUCACGUGCUGAUAGAGCCGAAACACGAUGACACGUCCUUGACCCCGAUGAGUGCGGAGGACGCAGCAUUAGUGGAACCAUUUGAGGAGAACACUUACAUGAACACAUCGCUGGUCAGCCCCCAGUACAGUGACCGACCAACCACGUCUUUAGGGUACCGGCCAGGAACUCCACCAGGCUCCCCGGACGUCACUCAGUCUGACCAGGCCUCAGAGGACAUGGAGCGACGGUCUACCAUGACCAGUGGCCGUGACUCCAAUGCCAGCACUGACCUCAUGGACUGGACGCUGAUGGACCCUGACCUAUUGCAGCAUUGUCGCACUACCACUCCUGUUCUACGCAGUAACCAGUACUGGCUCUAGUUCCUCCCUCCCUUCCUGCACCCUCUCACAAGCUCUGAGCUAAAACUACUGUUCAGUUUUUCUGUGCUCCUCUGGAGUGGUCAACUGUAGGUUCUUUAGUUUUGAAGGUUUAAGACAAGUUUUAUGGCACCUUCAGCACAGAUAGGUCAUAUUAGUGCCUAAGAUUAGAGGUGUGACUAGAGAUGAACUCUUUGUGUACCACGACUUAACUGCAUAACAUAACUUUGUUGUGAAGAAAGACAGGGAUGUAUCGGUAUCUGGAACAGAAAGGGUUAAGAUACAAAGAAAAAGAAUAGAGAUAAGGAUGAUAGAAGGAUGUCUUAUAGGAAAAAA
This is a messenger RNA of Aplysia californica (California sea hare), 7858 nucleotides long. Its product is annotated as chondroitin sulfate proteoglycan 4. The record is from RefSeq and is a predicted model, not a curated record. Lineage: Eukaryota; Metazoa; Mollusca; Gastropoda; Aplysiida; Aplysiidae. The transcript is spliced from 5 exons. Bases 203 to 7525 code for a protein of 2440 amino acids.